Molecule: messenger RNA, 3192 nt
Organism: Symbiodinium sp. CCMP2592
Lineage: Eukaryota; Dinophyceae; Suessiales; Symbiodiniaceae
Source: the annotation of a GenBank genome assembly
AUGUCAGGUUCCAGCCACCACUUCGGUGCUGACGACCGAGACUUCCGAAGCUCUGGCGUCUGCCCUCUUGUGUCUCGCCCAGAGCUUUCUUGUGCCGCCGUGUUAGGUCUGGUUCGAGCCUCGGGACUUCGGAGUCUCAAGAGCCAUCGGGCGCAAACGCUGCAAGGUGAAGCUGCCUUGUUGCAAACGUUUGGCCACUUCUGUAGCCCCUACAGCACCGGGCUUACCAAGGUCACCCGCCAGCGUCCUGAAUUGGUCAAGGUGUUGUGUCGUGCCAUGUCUGAGGCACACCCCAAUGCAACUUUCUCAGCUGUAAGUGUGCUUGGAAAUGGUCAGCAGAGGUGCCAUCAUGAUCUUGUCAAUGAAAAGGGCACCCUCAACUACUUGCUGCCACUCUCACGCUUCAAGGGUGGUGGGCUAUGGAUCGAAGACGAAGGUGCGGUUGAGGAAGAUGCCGUCUAUCGGCCAGUCCCCACGCCCCGCGGCAGAGAACUGCGCAAAGGUAAGGUUGUGCCCGUUCAGCCUGCCUUGGCCUUUGAUGCCCGUCGUUUUCAUGAGGUGCAAGAGUUUCAGGGUGAGAGGUGGAUGUUAGUUGGGUACACCCCUAGGAGGCUAAGUUCCCUCUCUGCGGAAGACAGAUCCGUCCUGGAGUCCCUUGCAUUCCAGCUGCCUCCAGGUUCGGGGGAGCCUGUUGUGCCCCCCUCGAUUCGAGCCCUCUUCUUUGACCAACGCAUGCCGCCUGAGCUGUGCCUACCAGCUUCUGCAUACGAAUGCAAGCGCGAGGUCGCUGCCCUUGUGCGUUCGAUCGACCACCAGGUUUGCCACCUUGAGUCUGCCCUCGACCGUGCCAAUGAAGAUCCUCCAGAGGUGCAUCCUCUCCUCCCGGGAUCGGUUGAGAAAGAGCUUGCCUACUUCUAUGCUGAGGAUGAGGUUCCCUCCGGUCCCACCGAGGACCCGGGUGCUCCCUUGCAGACCCGUACGGUCACCUUGUUGGAGGUUCUGUCCGAGCUUGAGCUUUGGUUGCCGAGCUGGAAGGAAGAGUACAACAGCCUUGUACUCCAACGCAAGGCAGUGCGGCCCCUUACCCAGCGCGACCUCGACCAAUGGCAACGUGAAGGGUGCAAGUACCAGCUGAUCCCUUCCAAGCUUGUUCACACCCUGAAGGCCCACACUGGCCACAGGAAAGCCCGAUGUGUUUGUUGUGGAAAUAUGGAGUCUCACUCUAUCUACCACAAGCAUGAGUGCUAUGCCGGAGGAGCUGAUGCCACCACUCCCCGUGCUCUCUUGAGAAUUGCGUCAGCCUACGGCUGGGCUGUGUCCUCGUUUGACUUGCGCACUGCCUUCCUGCAAAGCCGCCUCCUCACUGCCAAUCGGGUACCAACUGUGGUUAAGGUUCCAUGGCUGUGGAGAAAGCAUGGAGUUUGCGUAGAGGAGUUCUGGCUAGUAGAAGGGGCAUUGUACGGGCUAUGCAUUAGCUGUGUGGCCUGGUACAUCGAUGAUGCCCUCAUCCUCGCUGUCCCCGAGUACUCUUCUAAGGUCACCCAGUUUGUGUCAGGAUUAUGGUCUACCACUCCACCUGAGUACCUUGUCCCAGGCCAAGUUUUGGUCUACAACGGGUUUGAAAUUGAGCAGGACGGCCCUUACUUGCGCCUGCACCAAAGUUCCUUCGCUGCAGAGCUCCUCUCGCGAUACCCAGGAACAGAAUGCUCUGAUGUGCCAGCGUUGCCCCGCACUACUCCCUUGCAAGAGGAAGCCCGAGAUCCGGCCCUUACUCGCCAAUGCCAGGCUUUGUGUGGAGAGAUGCUGUGGCUGGCCAUCCGGACCAGACCAGAUCUAAGCUUUGCGGUGUCAAUGAUGGCUCAGUGCAUGGCAGCCAGACCUGCCGAGGCUUGGGAACGAGGGCUACAAAUGAGAAAGCACCCUGGUGUAGCAAUCGGUUACGGUCCGCCCUCCAAGAGCUUAGCUAUUGCUUCAGCCAUGAGCGAUGCUUCCUUCGCUCCCGAUGCUUCUCGUUCGCACCAGUGUGCUUUGACCUUCCUGGGAGGCUCUUUGAUCACUUGGUCUAGUGGUCGCCAAAGCUUCAUCACGCAGUCCACCUGCGAGGCAGAGUUGGUCGCUCUGGUGCAGGGUCUGCAGGACUUGGAAAGUCAACUUCCGCUCUUCCGAGAGCUUCUGUUAGGUGCCCCGCUAGAGUGCCUUCUGUUGUGUGACAACAAGGCCGCAGUCAACAUUUGUCAGGACCCUGAUGAUCAAGCCGCAUUGCCUGUUGCGCUGCCGGAUGCCUCGCCUGAGAUCGCUCCGCCUGUGCCGUACGUCUUUCGGUACACCGACGAUCUGGUGCUGAUGAUCUCCCGAUACGAUGGCUCCGCUGUACCGUCUCUGCUGCAAGUGCUAAUUGGAGCAGGGCAAGCCGAGACCGCCUCCGAGCUCUUUUGGCUUCUGGAGUUUGGCAAGUUUGGGAGGAUGCAGUUCCUUUCCGCAAGCUACUACAUCGUUGUAGCACGAACCAUUCGACACGAGGAAAGGGAUUCGCUCGGGACUAAUCCCCUUCCAUUUCUCGGAAACAACUCCAACCACUGGAGGAACUUGCACCCUUUGCCUCCCGCGGUACCUGAAGAUUUCCGUCGUGCUGAGACGAGCCUGGGAACACAAGUCCCGAACGACUUUCGAGGCCGACCAACUUCAGUACAGGAUGCAUCCUUCAACCGAUUCGACAACAACCAAGAUGUCCACAACAAUCCAGUUCCUGAUCCUGAUGUGACUUCACAGUCGUCUGAAUCCUUGGACGAGGAGAGCAGAGCGGCGGAGGCUGGCGAGUUGGCCGAACCGGCCAAGGGGGAGAGCGAAAACUCGAACACGCUGCUGGCGCUGGUUGAUCCAAAGAGUGCUCCUCAGCCGGGUGUUGCGGAGCUGGCGUUCAAUACCAAGGGAUGGGUGCACAGCGACGUCCUGUGCGUUUGGGAGAACCAGCAGAAGCUCAUGCUGGUACCCGACAGACAGAACCAAAUUUGCGUGCCAGCAGGAAAUAAGGAGUUUUCCUUCACGUUCAACGAGAGCCGUAAAACAAUCGGCAGCACGAUCCCUGCCACGAUGCACAUGACAAAGCCUAAAGAAAGGAAGGAGUUCCCUCUCAACACGGGCGAGCAUCUGUUGGAGCCUUUCCUCAUGGUCUACAAUGACCCCGGAUCUUAG